AUGCUCCGCAGUCUCUUCGCGCAGUGGCUACCGCCCUCGCCGGCAUUCACCGAUAAAGAUGUCCCGAAUCAAUCGGGGAAAGUGUUCAUUGUUACUGGCGGGAACUCAGGCCUGGGUAAAGCUUUGAUCGAGUUUCUCUACCCUACCGGGGCCACGAUCUACAUGGCCAGUCGGUCCAAGGAGCGUGCGGAGCAAGCCAUUGAAGAGAUCACAUCCAAAGUUCCCGCACCUGCAACACCAGCAGUGCUGAAGUACUUGCACCUCGACCUUGAUGACCUGGAAGCAGUCAAGACGUCGGCAGCUGCUUUUGCGGCCCAGGAAACCCGAUUAGACGUCCUUUUCAACAAUGCUGGGGUCGGCGGCGUGCCGGUUGGCUCGAAGACCAAGCAAGGUCUUGAAUCACACAUUGGUGUCAAUUGCGUCGCGCCGUUGCUGUUCACACAGGAGCUUUUGGGCCAUCUCAAGUCCGCGGCGGCAAUUGCUCCGCCAAACUCAGUGCGGGUCGUUUGGAGCGCCUCUAUUCUCGUCGAGACCAAUGCACCCAAGGGCGGCAUUGACUUCGACGUGAUAGACUCUGGUGAAACGCAGAACUUUUUGCAUGACUAUUCGGCCUCGAAGUGCGGCAACUGGUUCCUGGCCAUUGAAGGUGCCGCGCGUUAUGGCAGUGAUGGAGUCAUCAGCGUUGCGCAAAACCCAGGUCAGCUCAACACUGAGGUCUUUCGAUACCUAGGCCCUAUCACUCGGGAGGUCCUCAGGCGCCUCGUGUUGUACGAUGUCAGGUAUGGAGUGUACACGAUGCUGUACGCGGCUUUCUCGCCCGAGAUUACAAUGGAAACAAACGGAGCAUACAUCUUGCCCUGGGGACGCAUCCGGACGACAAAUCCACGGCCUGAUAUCCAAGAAGCUGUGGAUAUGGGUGCUGCGAAGAAAUUUUGGGAUUGGUGUGAGGGAAAGUGGAAGCCACACACAUGA
Messenger RNA from Phaeoacremonium minimum UCRPA7, 972 nucleotides. Its product is annotated as putative short-chain dehydrogenase protein. Lineage: Eukaryota; Fungi; Ascomycota; Sordariomycetes; Togniniales; Togniniaceae. The transcript has a single exon. Bases 1 to 972 code for a protein of 323 amino acids. The record is from RefSeq and is a predicted model, not a curated record.